Messenger RNA from Pogoniulus pusillus (Red-fronted tinkerbird), 3715 nucleotides. It is a transcript of the gene ST6GALNAC5, whose product is annotated as ST6 N-acetylgalactosaminide alpha-2,6-sialyltransferase 5. Gene Ontology annotation, biological process: ganglioside biosynthetic process; oligosaccharide metabolic process. Bases 477 to 1520 code for a protein of 347 amino acids. The transcript has 5 exons. Gene Ontology annotation, molecular function: alpha-N-acetylgalactosaminide alpha-2,6-sialyltransferase activity. Lineage: Eukaryota; Metazoa; Chordata; Aves; Piciformes; Lybiidae. The record is from RefSeq and is a predicted model, not a curated record.
AACGCUUCAGGAAGCCCAGCUUGCGGCGGGAGAAUGACGAAUUUUCCGCCGGGUUAAAACACAACAAACGUAACGUGAGGGUCGUGCCCCGCUGCUGUAGGCAGGACAGACGCCUGGGCCGAGGGAGGGAGCUCCAGCCGGUUCGCCCGGCGCCCACCGCCGGCCGGGAGAGCACCGUCCGCCCGCUGCCUGCCGGGACCGCGAUGAACGCCGCGCCGAUCCUCACCGUUCGCUGCUUCCCCCCUGCACCGCGCCGGCGGAGCAGCGCGCCGGAGGGGGCAGGCAGAAGUUAACUUCCACCUGCCCUGAAGCCGCCGCUGCGCCGGCAGGAGGAGGCGGAGGCGGAGGCGGAGGCAGGCGGGGCAGCCGAGGACCCGGCUCUGGCAGCCUCUGAGGGUCCGUCCGAGUGUAAUUCCCCCCUAAUCCCCGCCACGGCGGCGCUUCCCUGGCCGAGCCAUGUCUACGGCUUCCCCGCCAUGCCGAGCCUAGCGGGGAGCGGGAGGACUGGCGGCCGAGAGGCGCACAAAAUGAAGACCCUGAUGCGCCACGGGCUGGCCGUCUGCCUGGCUCUCACCACCAUGUGCACCAGCUUGUUGCUCAUGUACGGCGGCAUCGGCGGCGGCGGGGGCCACCCGGAGCCGCGGCGGCGGCAGCAGCAGCAGCAGGUGGCGGCGGUGCCCAGCCGCCCUCCGGGACGCGGCCAAGACCACCCGGCGAUCCCCGUCGGGGCUGGUCUCCUGGAGGGCUACAUCAGCGUCCUGGAGCACAAGCCUUUAAAAAUGCACUGCAAGAGUUGUGCGUUGGUGACCAGCUCUGGACACCUGCUGGGCAGUAAACAAGGCGAGAGAAUAGACGAGACAGAGUGUGUAAUACGAAUGAACGAUGCACCUACGCGAGGCUACGGGAGGGACGUUGGAAACAGAACGAGCCUUCGCGUCAUCGCACACUCCAGCAUCCAGAGGAUUCUGCGGAAUCGCAAUGAACUCUUAAACAUGAGCCAUGGUGCUGUGUUUAUCUUCUGGGGCCCCAGCAGCUAUAUGAGGAGAGAUGGUAAAGGCUUGGUGUAUAAUAAUCUGCAACUGAUGAAUCAGAUACUGCCUCAAUUAAAAGCGUAUAUGAUUUCCCGCCACAAGAUGCUUCAAUUUGAUGACCUCUUUAAACGGGAAACUGGGAAAGACAGGAAGAUAUCCAACACCUGGCUUAGCACGGGCUGGUUCACAAUGACUAUCGCAUUGGAGCUCUGUGACAGGAUAAAUGUUUAUGGCAUGGUGCCACCGGAUUUCUGCAGGGAUCCUAAUCAUCUUUCAGUACCUUACCAUUACUAUGAACCUCUGGGACCUGAUGAAUGCACGAUGUACCUCUCCCACGAGCGGGGCCGCAAGGGCAGCCACCACCGUUUCAUCACAGAGAAACGAGUGUUCCAGAACUGGGCACGGACAUUCAACAUUCACUUUUUCCAACCAGACUGGAAACCAGAACCGCUCACUGUCAAUCAGGCCGAGACUAAACCGCUGGGCUGAGGGAUGAAUGCACAAGACUGCAAUCACAGUCACUCCCUGUAUCCGCCUUUGGGAUGUUGGAACUUCUGGGACAGCAAGGCAGCCUGGAGGAGAAGGGUAACAGGAUUUGCAGCUAAUGACUGCAUCAACAGUCAGGAAGUUAUAAUGAAGGAGCAGCGCAUACCGAGAGUACUUUCUGUCAGACUGUGUAUUAAUCCAGUGUAUAGCCUUUUUUUGGCCUUCUGACUUCCUGUGUGUGUACGUGAUUUGUGAAAAACAACGUGAGUAUCAUUAAUGGAUGCUUAAUUCAUUACAGUUUUUUAAAGUACGAUGCCACUGGAUUUUCAUAGUGAAAACAGUAUUUAUUUAAUGGAGGUUUUUAUGCCACCUAGGCCGGUAUUUUUCUAAUUCACAGUUAUGUGGCUGUUUAACUUUCAUAACCUUUCGAAUCCAAAAUGAAUUAUUGCUGAUGGUUUGAAAGGCCUAGCUUUUUAUUUAUAAAACUUGUUUGAAAAAUCUGAUUCUGUAAAGCAUGGAAUUAAUAUUUGAGCUGGAAAUGUUGCGUUUCUUUUAAAAAUUUUGGGCUCUCUUCCAGCCUAAAGCCUUUAACAGCGAGAGUGGUCCCAUGUGCAGAUCUAGCUAACUUUGCAUUCUGACAUCUCAUGCUAAUAAUGAAAACAGUAGUGAAAAUUCUGUUUGAUAUUAAUGUGCAUUGGCUGCUCUGCUAUCAAGCUGCUGUUUUUUAAUUAGGGGUGGGAGGAAGAAGGGCAAAGUUUAUCCAAAAAAUUCACUGCUUAUAGCAGCAUGCUUUUUAGUGAAGAAACCAGGCUAAGGCUAGAGGGCUUCUGUUCUGUUCUGCCUCUUGUAGUCCUGUGAGAGGCUGAAGCAGCAUCCCUCCUGAGCCAACAGACUACAAACCAGGCAACAACUGCUCCAAACAUGACCAGAUUUCUGAAAUUAAGAAGUUGAACUACUAAGUACUACACUGUCAGCUAUAUUAGCUAAAAAGAUUACAAAAAUCUCUGCCUUCCACUGUUCCAAAAUCAUCACUGGUCUCGGAAAUCCUGGAUUACAUUGAAGUUGGGAUGUAAAAAGAGCUCUAUGAGUACAAAAUGGUCCCCUUGAAAAGAGCAAAGUCAGCAGUUUCUUCGUGAAGUGCACAGCAAGUCCCUGUGAACCAAGGGGAUGGACAGUGCUAGUGCUGUACAUGGAACCUCACAGUGUGAAUUACUGGGUUACAUUUGGCUUGUGAAUAAAGAAGCUUUCAGUUACAGUAUUAUUUUCCCUUUUGCCUCACAAGUAUUACAUCUCUCAUUUCUUCAAAGUAAUCAGAAUAACUAUUGCAUGAAACGUUAGAUCUCAGGUGACAAAAGGUGUCCCUCAUUUGAGGCUUGACAGGACUCUGGGCAACCUGAUCUAGGUGAGGAUGCCCUGCUUACUGCAGACAGCAUUGGACUAGAAGACCUUAUGAGGUCCCCUUCCAACCCACACCAUUCUAUGAUUCUAUUACAUGAAUGCUAGAGCUAGAACAAAGAUACUUCUGUAAAACAGCUAACUCCGAGAAGCUGAACCUCAGAGGCAAUAAGUAGAACUGGGGCCAAACAAACUAUCACUUAAACCCACUUACAACCUUUGUCUUCCUCUUUCCAAAAAUGAACAGCAAUAGCUGCAGCUGCCCAGCAGAUACCUUGAUUCCCUGGGGACAAAGUGAACUGCUCUGUCAGUGUUACCCCUCUAACAGGCCUCCAAGAGCUACUCUCCUUGCUGCAGCUAUCCCCACAAGCAAAGACCAAGUAACUAACCUACUUUGCCUUAAAAGCUUUUUUCUCAUGUUCUUCCUGGUACAUGCCACUCUGCAUACAAACUGAAUGCAAAGCUCUACUAUUGCCAAUUGCUUGUAACCUGUCUCUUGUCAGCUGGUGUUUAACUCCCCUCUUUCACUGAUUGUGUUUUAUUCCUUCCACCUUAUUUCACAACAUUCUGGAAGAGAACAGAAUGGAUUUUGAACUUAAGGUGAUCCCUUUCAGUACAUGUACUGGGGCAUGUUAUUUUGAGCAUAUACUGCUGAAAUUGAUGGGCUCUACCAAAUUCAUUUACAGAUCAUUUCUAAUGUGACUGCAAGAAAUGGUACAGUUCACAGUAGGUCCUCUGAUGCUACCACCCUUUUGUUAUUUUGUUAUUAGUAGUAUAAUAAUAAAAAGAUAACGCCAUUCUAA